AUGUCAAGUUUUCUAAAUAAUUUUCUGAAAUUGGAUGAAAAUAUUCGAAAAUCUUCAGAUAUUGCUCUGAUUUGGUAAGAAACUUUUUUAAAAGAAAAUUUAGAAAUACAAUUUUCAUAGCUUCAAAUUAAUUGUAAUUUUUUCAGGGAAGGAAAUUAUUGGGACGAUCAAAAUGUUCACGAUUGUUGUGAUAUCGAUUGGAAAACACUGAAUUUUAUGAUUGAAAAAGUUGCGAUUGUUUUUAAGAAUUAUUUUUUGGAGGAGAAGCAAAAUAUCGAGGAAAAUCAAGAGCGAAAGAUAUUGAUCUACCUUCCAAAAAUAAUACAAUUACCAAUUUGUAUUUUGGCAGCGAUUCGAGUUGGAAUAACUCCUGUUAUUUUGGUGAGAUUUUGUGAGAAAUAAAAUUAGGAAUUAAGGCUAAGCUCUAAGUAAUCGGUCUAAUUUUUAAUAGAGAAACCUUUUUUAGCUCAAUCCAUAUUUUGCAGGAUCCAUUAUCAUCGAACCAAAACGUUCUCCAAAAAUUCCCACUAAUCGUAACUUGUGACUACGUCUGGCAAGCCCAAAAAUUGAUAGAAAUCAAGAAAAAAGUCGAAGACUUUGGACAAAUUUUGGUAAUUCGACAUGUUGCACCAAAUUAUGGAAUUCCAGCACCAAGAAAACAAAUCAUUGCAAAAAGACCCACUUAUUUUUUGACGUGUGAGAAUCCUGGAAAUCCUGAAAAAAUCAGGAUUAAAUUCGAUUUGCGAAAUGGAAAAGAUGAUAAAUGGUCGAAAAAAAUGGAAGAAGUUUCAGAUUCUGAGGUUGAAACUGGUCUUAAAUUAUCUGGAAAUUUUUCAAAUUCAGAGAAGAAUACAGCAAUUCUGAUUUCAGAUGGAGAAAUUCUGGAGAAAAUUGAGAUCUCAGAACUUUUAGCACUUCUAGAAAAAAAGAAAGAGGAAAUUAUGAAUUCAGUUGAAAAUAUUUUUGUGUUGGAUUUUCCGAAAAAUUUGGAUAGCUUUGCGAAUUUCCUAUUGCCCUGGUAUAUUGGAAAAACGAUGACAUUGGUGAGUUAAUUAAUCAAUUGAUUUUAAAUCAACCUGAAAUUAAUUGUAGUUCGAAGGAUGUGUAAAUUAUCCGGAUAGUUCGAGAAUCUCACAGAUUAUUCAAAAACAUUCAGUUAAUUGUAUUAUCUCAACUCAGGAAUUGCAAAUUUUGCAUCCAAAUUAUUUGAAGUUUUUUGAUUUCUCAAAUUUGAAACAAUUAAUUGGAGAUAACGAAAUUCUCAAGGAUGCUUAUAAGUUGUGA
Messenger RNA from Caenorhabditis angaria, 1284 nucleotides. The record is from the annotation of a GenBank genome assembly. Lineage: Eukaryota; Metazoa; Nematoda; Chromadorea; Rhabditida; Rhabditidae.